AUGGCGGCCACCCCGGCUUUGGCGCAAACCAUCACGGAGGAUGAGGUGCGCGCCGCCGUGGGCGCGAUCGAUACCGAGGCGAUCAUCGCCAAUGACGCCCACGACCGGAACUGGCUGAAUUACGGACUGAACUACGCCGAGACCCGGUACUCCCAGCUCGACGCCAUCGACACGGAAAAUGUCGGCGAACUGGGCCUGCAAUGGUCCUACAGCCUCAAUUCGGACCGCGGCGUGCAAUCCACGCCCAUCGUCGUCGAUGGCGUGAUGUAUGUGACGGCCUCAUGGUCGAUCGUCCAUGCGCUCGAUGCGGUGACCGGAGAGCCGCUCUGGGUCUAUGAUCCCGAGGUCCCGGGCGACUUCGGCAAGCGCGGCUGCUGCGAUGUGGUGAACCGUGGUGUCGCCGUCUAUGACGGCAAGGUCUAUGUCGGCGCCUUCGACGGCUAUCUGCACGCCAUCGAUGCGGCGAGCGGCGAGCGGGUCUGGCGGGUCGACACGAUCGAAAACCGGGACAUGUCCUACACCAUCACCGGCGCGCCCAGGGUGAUCAACGGCAAGGUGAUCAUCGGCAAUGGCGGCGCCGAAUUCGGCGUGCGCGGCUAUAUCACCGCCUAUGAUACGGAAACCGGCGAGGAAAACUGGCGGUGGUACACCGUGCCGGGCGAUCCGUCCGAGCCGUUCGAGAACGAGGCCAUGGAGAUGGCCGCCGAAACCUGGGACCCGUCGGCCAAUUAUUGGGAAGCCGGCGGCGGCGGUACGGUCUGGGAUGCCAUGGCCUACGACCCCGACCUGAACCUGCUUUACAUCGGCACCGGCAAUGGCAGCCCCUGGAACCAGCAUCUGAGGAGCCCGGCGGGCGGCGACAACCUGUUCCUGGCGUCGAUCGUCGCACUGAACCCCGACACGGGCGAAUAUGUCUGGCAUUACCAGAACACGCCCGGCGACACCUGGGACUACACCUCGACCCAGCACAUCAUCCUGGCCGAUCUUGAGAUCGGCGGCGAGACGCGCCAGGUCCUCAUGCAGGCUCCCAAGAACGGCUUCUUCUACGUGAUCGAUCGGGUCACCGGCGAGUUCAUUUCGGCCGAGCCGUUCGUCGAAACGACCUGGGCGACGGCCUAUGGCGAAGAUGGCCGGCCGAUCGAAAACCCCGCCGCGCGGUCCAAGGACGAACCCUUCGAAACCGUGCCGUCGGCCUAUGGCGCACAUAACUGGCACCCGAUGAGCUACAAUCCGGACACCGGUCUGGUCUACAUUCCGGCCCAGGGCGUACCGCUGGUGCAGGCCACCGAUCCCAACUGGGAACUCAAUAGCCACCGGCCGAUGUCGACCAUGUCGGGUGUCGGCUGGAACCUUGGCUAUCUGUUCAACGUCGUGGCACCCGAAGCGACCCCGUUCGGUCAUCUUCUGGCUUGGGACCCGGUCGAGCAGCGCGAGGUCUGGCGCGCCGAAUAUGUCAGCCCAUGGAACGGCGGCACGCUGACCACGGCCGGAAACCUGGUGUUCCAGGGCACCGCCGAUGGCCGCUUCAUCGCCUACAAUGCCACCGAUGGCGCCCUCCUUUGGCAGGUCCCGGUGACCUCGGGCGUCGUGGCCGCCCCCAACACCUGGGAGCAUGAAGGCGAGCAGUAUGUCACGAUUGCCGUCGGAUGGGGCGGCGUCUACGGCCUGAUGCAGCGGGCGACCGACCGCGUGGGCGCCGGCAGGGUCUUCACUUUCCGCGUCGGCGCCGAUGCGCAGAUGCCGGAGGCGGAGAUGUCCAUGCGCACCGAACUGGUCUCCGGCGUGCCCUAUGACCCCGAGCACAUUUCGGCGGGGCUUGCGACAUAUGUCUCCAACUGCCUGUUCUGUCACGGCGUGCCGGGCGUCAACAAUGGCGGCGCGAUUCCCAAUCUGGGAUAUUCCGACGCCGGCACGCUGAUGGAUGCUGAAGCCUGGGUUCUGGAGGGCAUAGGUGUCGACCGGGGAAUGCCAAGCUUCGCGGACAAGCUGACGGCCGAAGACGUUGCCAACCUUGUGGCGUUCAUCCAGGGAACGGCUGACUCGCUGCAGCCUCAGUAG
This is a messenger RNA of Effrenium voratum, 2058 nucleotides long. The record is from the annotation of a GenBank genome assembly. Lineage: Eukaryota; Dinophyceae; Suessiales; Symbiodiniaceae.